AUGAGUAUUAAGCUUGUGAUAGGGGAUGAAGUUGUAACUAUUGUGAGUGCCUAUGCACCACAAGCAGGACUAGAGGCGUCAACUAGACAAGAAUUUUGGGAGGAUUUAGAAGAAGUGGUGCAACGUGUCCCUAGAAGUGAGAAACUGAUCAUUGGUGGGGAUCUCAACGGACAUGUAGGCUCGAGUCGCGAUGGAUUUGAAAGCAUUCAUGGUGGUUUUGGGUAUGGGGAGCGGAAUGAAGCGGGAAAUGCUAUUUUGGAUUUUGCAUUGGCAUAUGACUUGGGUAUAAUGAACACUUGGUUUGAGAAAAGAGAAUCUCACCUAGUAACCUAUAGGAGUGGAGAUAAUACGAGUCAAAUUGACUUCUUUUUAGUAAGGAUUGCUUUGAGACAGUGUUACACCAAUUGUAAGGUGAUUCCGGGUGAGAGUACAACAACCCAACAUAGACUUGUGGUACUUGAUUUUCAAGGUAGAAGUUAUAUAAGAAAGAGUAGACCACUAGUGGAGCCUAGGAUCAAGUGGUGGAAACUUCAAGGGGAGCAACAACUAAAAUUCGUGGAAAAGGUGGCAAGUGAAGGUAUUUGGGCCCGGGAUAUGGAUUUGGAUGUAGACUCAUUAUGGACAAGAAUGGAGCACACCAUAAAGGGAGUGGCGAGAGAAGUCCUAGGGGAAUCUAAAGGAAUCAUGCCACCAAGUAAGGACACAUCUUGGUGGAACGAAGUUGUGCAACAAGCUAUAAAGAGCAAACGAGAAUGCUAUAAAGAGUUGGGAAAAUGUAGAAGUGAUGAGAACUACGAGAAGUACAAGGAGGCUAAAAGGGAAGCAAAGAAGGUCGUAAGAGAAGCUAGAGCAAAGGUGAAUCAUGAUCUUUACGCAAGAUUGGAUACAAAGGAAGGUGAAAAAGACAUCUAUAGACUUGCUCGAAUGAGAGAUAGAAAGACGCGAGACAUCGGGAGGAUUAAAUGUGUGAAAGAUGUUGAUCAAAAAGUUUUGGUGGGAGAUAAGGAAAUCAAGGAUAGAUGGAGGUUCUACUUUGAUAGCUUGUUCAACGGGGAUCAAGGGCGCGAUAUUGGGGAUACAAAUAUCGCUAGGGAUAUGGUUAACCUAGACUUUAUGCGAAGAAUUCAAAAGAGAGAAGUCGAAAUGGCACUGAAAAAGAUGGGACGCAAGAGGGCAGUGGGGCCCGAUGGUAUACCUAUCGAAGUCUGGAGAUGCUUGGGAGAGAGAGGGGUUGUAUGGUUAACAACUCUUUUCAACAAGAUCUGGGGAAGUAAUAGGAUGCCAUUAGAGUGGAGGAAGAGUACUAACAUCCCCUUGUACAAGAAUAAGGGUGAUGUCCAGGAUUGUGCCAACUAUCGAGGAAUCAAACUAAUGAGUCAUACUAUGAAACUUUGGAAGCGGAUUAUUGAGCAAAGACUGAGGAAAACUGUGAAAAUUUCGGAGAACCAGUUUGGAUUUAUGCCUGGGAGAUCGACUAUGGAGGCCAUUCAUCUUAUAAGGCAACAAAUGGAGAAUUAUCGGGAUAAGAAGAAGGACUUACAUAUGGUUUUCAUAGAUUUGGAGAAGGCGUAUGUUGUGGGGUUUUUCCGGUGA
This is a messenger RNA of Spinacia oleracea (spinach), 1593 nucleotides long. RefSeq lists its product as uncharacterized. The transcript has a single exon. The record is from RefSeq and is a predicted model, not a curated record. The coding region runs from base 1 to 1593 and encodes 530 amino acids. NCBI's taxonomy places the organism in Eukaryota, Viridiplantae, Streptophyta, Magnoliopsida, Caryophyllales, Amaranthaceae.